This is a messenger RNA of Nestor notabilis (Kea), 636 nucleotides long. Its product is annotated as digestive cysteine proteinase 2-like. The transcript is spliced from 3 exons. Gene Ontology annotation, biological process: immune response. Gene Ontology annotation, molecular function: cysteine-type endopeptidase activity. Lineage: Eukaryota; Metazoa; Chordata; Aves; Psittaciformes; Psittacidae. Gene Ontology annotation, cellular component: lysosome. The record is from RefSeq and is a predicted model, not a curated record. The annotation marks the transcript as partial.
GAGGAGUGGAGAGCCUACGAGUGGAUCAAGAAACACGGUGGCAUCGCCAGCACCGAGUCCUACGGCACCUACAAGGGGCAGAAUGGCCUGUGCCACUACAACCAGUCUGAGAUGCUGGGCAAGAUCACGGGGUACGUCAACGUCACCUCGGGCAACAUCACAGCAGUCAAAGCUGCCAUCUACAAGCACGGCCCUGUGGCCGUCAGCAUCGAUGCCUCGCACAAGACCUUCUCCUUCUACUCCAACGGCAUCUACUAUGAGCCCAAGUGUGCGAACAAGCCAGGAGAGCUGGACCACGCGGUGCUGGCCGUGGGCUACGGGGUCCUGCAGGGAGAGACCUACUGGCUCAUCAAGAACUCCUGGUCCACGUACUGGGGCAACGACGGCUACAUCCUCAUGGCCAUGAAGGACAACAACUGUGGCGUGGCCACCGAAGCCACCUACCCCAUCCUGGCCUGAGCCACCCUUUGGUCUGCAGGGAGAGCCCUCGGGGAUGCUCUUGGCACCCACCCCUGGAUCAGCCCCUUGGGUGCCCACCACGCAGCGGGAAGCUGUGGGACAUGGUGGGACAGGGCCAUGGGGUUCUGGACAAGAGGACCCUGCUGUGGACUUGCCAAUAAAGCCCCUGCAGUAACA